Molecule: messenger RNA, 883 nt
Organism: Gaeumannomyces tritici R3-111a-1
Lineage: Eukaryota; Fungi; Ascomycota; Sordariomycetes; Magnaporthales; Magnaporthaceae
Exons: 4
Coding region: 205-516 (103 amino acids)
Biological process (GO): negative regulation of ATP-dependent activity
Cellular component (GO): mitochondrion
Molecular function (GO): ATPase inhibitor activity
Source: RefSeq, a predicted model, not a curated record
GCACAGACCCUCCCGGGCCCGCCGAGCAGCUUUGGUGCCAGCCCGUAUAAACGACGUCAAUCUGAUUGCGUCGGCGGCACAAGCGUUGACUGCAUCCCUCCAGACCAGCAACGCAACCAGCCACAACACCCGCACCAAUAAGAGGAACCAAUUCACAUCUCCCCAAAGCUCCGACAACCCCCCCUCUUCGGCAAAAUCGCAAAAAUGCUUUCCGCUCGCCAGACCCUCACCAAGCUCGCCAGACCCGCCCUGCAGCUUACCCCGGCCUCCCGAGCAGCGUUCACGACCUCGGCCCUGAGGAUGUCUGAGGGCGACACUGGUUCUAUACCCAAGACGGGCGGCGGUGAUGCCUUCCAGAAGCGCGAGCAGGCCGCCGAGAACUACGCCAUCCGCCAGCGCGAGAAGGAAAAGCUCAUGGAGCUGAAGAAGAAGCUCGCCGAGCAGCAGGACCACCUCAAGCAGCUCUCGGACCACAUCGAUGAGAUCACCAAGGAUCAGGGUGGAGAGCACAACUAAGCUGGAAACCAAUGUCGAGUUUUGGCCGGAUCCCCUUCUGAAGGGUUGAACUUCCGGCGACCGUCAUGUCGACAACAGAUGUCAACUGAGAUCGCAUUAUUUCGUUCCCGAACCAUAUUCACGUAUCAUCCAUGCCACGUGUACCAGUGCCUCUGUUCAGAAAUAUAUCCUGACAGCAGUCUAUCGCUGUGAGAUAUUGCUCCUCUCUAGCAGUCCAAGCAUCUGUCUGCUUCGGUAGUUUGUUUGUACAUAAUCCACGUGUAUCCAUCGACCAUCCCAUUUGAUUAUUCUUGUUUUUUUUUUUUGGUUCUCAUUCCCCUGAUGUCCUAAACACGCCCCGUCUGGUAUUACAACUCAGAAACAAAGA